Molecule: messenger RNA, 6478 nt
Organism: Cotesia glomerata
Lineage: Eukaryota; Metazoa; Arthropoda; Insecta; Hymenoptera; Braconidae
Product: myosin-VIIa-like
Exons: 15
Coding region: 71-6412 (2113 amino acids)
Cellular component (GO): myosin complex; cytoskeleton
Molecular function (GO): ATP binding; cytoskeletal motor activity; protein binding
Source: RefSeq, a predicted model, not a curated record
CUUAUUGCGAUGAGUUACUUGUUGCAAAUACUGAUGAAGUAGAUUAUUUUAUAUUUUUAUUUAUCGAAAAAUGUCAGCAUUUGAAUCUAAAUAUAGUACCGGCGAUAAUGUGUGGAUUAAAAAUUCUUCGAACGGAGAAUUUGACAUUCCUGUGGGAUGUAAAAUUAUUUCGGCUGACAAACGAGGUCUUCAAGUUCAAGAUGACGAUGGAAAGAUAGAAACGAUUGAUAAUAAUCGAAUUUUAAAACGUAUGCAUCAUUCUUCAGUAAAUGGAGUUGAAGAUAUGAUAAAACUAGGAGAUCUUCAAGAAUAUGCUAUUUUGAAAAAUCUUCAUAUUCGAUACAACCAGAAUUUAAUUUAUACUUAUACGGGAAGUAUGUUAAUAGCAAUAAAUCCUUAUAAAAUAUUAAAUAUUUACACGCAAAAAGAAGUGGCAAAUUAUCGAUCAAAAAAUAUCGGAGAAAAACCACCUCAUAUAUUUGCAAUUGGUGACAAUUGCUUUAUGGAAAUGCGACGGUCACAAAAAAAUCAGUGUAUCGUAAUCAGUGGAGAAAGUGGGGCAGGAAAAACUGAAAGUACAAAAUUAAUUUUACAAUAUAUUGCGGCAAUAAGUGGCGAACAUUCAUGGAUUGAACAACAAAUUCUUGAAGCUAAUCCUAUUCUUGAAGCAUUCGGAAAUGCUAAAACUGUUCGUAAUGACAAUUCUUCACGAUUCGGAAAAUACAUUGACAUAAAAUUUUCAAAAAAUGGAUCAAUAGAAGGCGCAAAAAUCGAGCAAUAUCUUUUAGAAAAAUGCCGUUUAGUUUAUCAAGGACAAAAUGAGAGAAAUUAUCAUAUUUUUUAUUCAAUUUUAAUAGGACUAUCUAAAGAAGAAAAGAAAAAACUGAAUUUGGGUCUACCAGAAGACUAUAAAUAUUUAUGUGGCUCUUUGGAAUGUAAAGGGCGAAAUGACGCACAAGAAUUUGCUAAUGUAAAGGCAGCAAUGAAAGUCUUAAAUUUUAGCGAUGAUGAAUUUUGGAGCAUAAUAAAACUUUUAGCAGCUAUUUUGCAUCUUGGAAAUUUAAACUACAAGUCGGUAACGAUGGCGAACAUGGAUGCGAGUGAAAUAAUUGACGAUGCAACCAUUAAAAUGUUAAUUGAACUACUUGGUGUUAAUAAUGGAGCGUUGAAGGAAGCGCUUUCUCGAAAAACGAUUUUUGUCCAGGGAGAGCGUGUAAUUAGUAAUCUAUCGAAAGAUCAAGCUACAGAAGUAAGAGAUUCUUUUGUAAAAGCAGUUUAUGGAAGACUUUUUAUUUUUAUUGUCAGUAAAAUUAACGAUGCAAUAUUCAAGCCUAAAUCUAAUACCAAAAAUUCAAUCGGAGUGCUCGAUAUUUUUGGAUUCGAAAAUUUUACUCAUAACAGUUUUGAACAACUGUGUAUUAAUUAUGCAAACGAACAUUUACAGCAAUUUUUUGUGAAACAUAUUUUUAAAAUGGAACAGGAUUAUUACAAUCAAGAAGGGAUUUCAUGGAGUCAUAUUGAAUUUAAUGACAAUCAAAGCGUUCUUGAUUUAAUUGGAGUUAAAGCUGUUAAUGUAAUGGCACUCAUUGAUGAAGAAAGUAAAUUUCCGAAGGGAACUGAUGAAACUUUAUUGGCCAAAGUUCACCAAAUGCAUUCCAAUAACCAAAAUUAUGUAAAACCUAAAUCAGAUUCUAUAAAAGCUUUUGGAAUAAAGCAUUUUGCUGGAACAGUAACUUAUGAAAUAAAUGGAUUUCUUGAUAAAAACCGCGAUACAUUUUCAGCAGAUUUGAAGCAACUCAUCACUAUAUCAUCGAAUGAUUUUUUAAAAUUAAUAUUCAGCCACGAUUUAACCAUCGAAUCAGAUGGGAAGAAACGAGUUUCAUCAUUGUCUUCUGAAUUUCGUAAUUCGUUGGAUUUACUGAUGAAGACAUUGGAAAAUUGUAAUCCGUUUUUUAUUCGAUGUAUAAAACCAAAUGAAGAGCAAAAGCCAUUGUUGUUUGAUAGAUCUCUUUGCUGUCGACAACUAAGAUAUUCUGGAAUGAUGGAAACAGCAAAGAUCCGUCGGGCCGGUUAUCCGAUUCGUUACGAUUACCCGGAUUUUGUCAACAGGUUUCAUUGUUUAGCUAGAGGAGUACCUUCGAAAAUAUUAAAAACCACCGCUGCAAAUAUUUGUGCCAACACUUUGGGAGAAAAUAGUGACAAUUAUCAAUUUGGUCACACGAAAGUUUUUCUUAAGGAAGAAAAUGAGUUUAUUUUAGAACAACAGAGAGAUUUGGUGCUCGCUAAGAGUCUUGUUGUCAUCCAAAAAUACGUCAGAGCAUGGAUUUGUAGAAAAAAAUAUAUAAAGAUCAAAGGAGCAGUCAUAACAAUUCAACGAACUUGGAGAGGUUUUGGUCCGAGGAAGAAAUAUUUAACAAUGAAGAAAGGAUAUCAAAGACUACAAUCGUGCAUUAGAUCGCGGCAACUUGCUUAUGAUUUCCGACUAAAAAGAAAAAUUAUUAUAAAAUUACAAACUCGCUGCCGCGGUUAUCUUGCCCGAAGUCUUUUCAAAAAGAAAUCUCAGUGGCGCGAGAAGAAGUUGAAGGAAAUAACUGAUCUGAUUGCUGAAGACGAGAAGAAAUUGAAAGCAUCGGGAAAUAAAAUGUGGGAAGAAAUAGCAAAAAAUAAUUUUGAAAAACAAUUAAAAGAAUUACACGAAUCUUUAGUGAGUUUUGAUAAGGGCAGCGCUAAUUUGGAAACUGAAAAAGAGCCUGAGAGUAGUAUUGAUACAAUAUUCGAGUUCUUAGAAAAUGAACCAAAGGUUUCAUUGGCAAGAGAGUUACCUGCUGAUGUAUACGCGGAUUUAUCUGCGGUAAAAAAAAAGAACGAAGUUGUAGAGAAAAGUAUUCUUGAAAUCCCAGCUGAAGUUUUACCGAGUGUCGAUUUAUCAACUUAUCAUUUUAGUAAAUUUGCUGCAACGUUCUUUGCGUCGAACGUAACUCCACAUUAUUCUCGUAGAAUUUUAAAACAAUCUUUAUUAGAUUUGCCAAUAGCAGCUGAUCAAUUGUCAUCUCAGGCUUUGUGGAUAACUAUUUUAAGAUUUAUGGGUGAUCUUUCUGAGCCGAAAAAUCCUAUAGAUACUCCCGCCAAUAAAACAGUUAUGUCAACAGUCUCAGAAACAAUUUCCAAGAGUUUUAUUCGAUCAAAAGAGUACGAAAAUUUAGUGGACGCACAAUCUAAAAAGAACCAAAUUAUUCGUAUGACUUUGAAACGUCAAAGUAAAUUACACAAAGACUUUCGAAGAGGAAUCACAGAGGAUAUGCUUGUAGAUGAAACGUAUCAAGACUGGUUAAAUACUCGAAGUUCUAACUUAGACAAGCUGCACUUCAUUAUCGGACAUGGUAUUCUCCGUCCGAUAUUACGGGACGAAAUUUACUGUCAAAUUCUCAAACAAUUAACUAAAAACCCCAGUAAAUCAUCGCACGCUCGUGGGUGGGUUCUACUGUCUCUCUGUUUGGGUUGCUUUCCUCCAAGUGAGCAAUUUGUUAAUUAUCUUCGGGCGUUUAUCAACUCAGGACCACCAAACUAUGCUCCUUAUUGCGACCAGAGGCUCACUCGUACGUUUAAGAAUGGUGCAAGAACUCAGCCACCAAGUUGGCUUGAACUUCAGGCAACUAAAAAUAAAAAACCAAUCAAAUUGGAAAUAACAUUUAUGGAUGGAAGUUCCAGAAUUAUUGAAUGUGAUUCUGCUAGUACUGCUGAAGAAAUUAUUAAUACUCUUUCUAAAAGUAUUUUGUUAAUAGAAAUUUUUGGAUUUUCUCUGUUUAUAACUCUUUAUGACAAAGUACUGUCUCUUGGAGCUGGAAGAGAUCACGUGAUGGAUGCAAUAAGUCAAUGCGAACAGUAUGCAAGAGAACAAGGUCAAGCAGAACGUUCAGCGCCCUGGAGAUUAUUUUUAAGAAAAGAAAUUUUCGCUCCUUGGCAUGAUGCAGCUUUAGAUCCAGUUGCUACCGACUUGAUCUACCAUCAAAUCAUCCGCGGAUUAAAACACGGAGAAUAUAGAUGUUCUAGCGAGACAGAUAUUGCAAUGCUAGUUGCUCAACAAUUAUACAUCGAGUAUCAAACAAGUUUAACGCCCGAUAAUCUUAAAAAUACAAUGCAUCUUUAUAUACCCGAUCACUUACUUCAAAAUUCCGUCCCUGAAGCUUUGUCUAAGUGGCAGAAAUUAACCCUAGAAGCUUAUAGAAAAAUUUCAAAUGUUACUAAUGCACUUCCGAUAUUGAAAGUGAAAGAAGAAAUAGUUUAUUUUGCUAAGCAUACAUGGCCGAUUUUAUUCUCGAGAUUUUACGAAGCGACAAGAGUAUCUGGCCCAGAAUUUAAUGUUAAUGAUAUAAUAAUUGCUGUAAAUUGGACGGGAGUUUAUUUUGUCGAUGAUCAAGAGCAAAUGUUGCUUGAAUUAUCGUUUAUAGAAAUUGCCGAAGUAACUAUUCAAAAAUUUGAUAAUUCGGUAAUUAAUAAUUUUAUUAUCACCACAGUACAGAGAGAUGAAUACAUUUUCAAGAGCAUAGACGCCGAAGAUUUAGUAUCUUUAGUUAAUUAUCUGAUUGAUGGAUUAAAAGAAAGAUCGGUGUACGUUGUAACAACGCAAGAUUACAUGAAUGGAGUUCCUAGUUCAGAAGGGCAAUCGUAUUUGUCUUUACAGAGAGGCGACCUGGUUAAGCUUAGUGGAUGUACAGGACACAGCAUAAUGACUUCUACUUGGGGCUAUGGAGAGCGCAAUGGAAUUAAAGGAGAAUUUUUGUCAGAAUGUGUUUACGUAUUACCAACAAUCUCUGCGCCUUCAUCAACCCUAAUGGAAAUAUUUAAGAGCGAUUACACUACUAAGAAUACGUUAGUUAGAAAAGCAAAAAAGCAAUCUAAUUCGCGGGUAUACACUUUGAAGAAAUUCGCUCAAGAUAAUUUCCGACCGAGUUAUAACAUCACACUUUCAAAAAGAUCUAGUAUAUCUUCAGCAAAAAAAACCGUCCCGGAAAAUCUUUGGAAGCACACUCGUGCACCAAUAAAGGCUCCGCUUUUGAAGAAAGUGUGCGAAGAUAAAGAACUGUUUCCGUUGGCGUUGGAAAUAUUUACAAAUAUAUUGAGAUACAUGGGAGAUAUGCCGAGUAAUAGACAAAAAAUAGGCACAGAGUAUACGGAUGUUAUUUUUAAAUUAUCAUUAGAACAUGAUUAUUUAAGAGAUGAAGUAUACUGUCAAAUAAUACGGCAACUUACGGAGAAUAAAAUUUUUUUGAGUGAAGAAAGGGGGUGGGAAUUAAUGUGGCUUGCUACGGGGAUCAUGUCUUGCUCUGAAGUCGUUCAAAAAGAAGUAAUACAGUUUUUAAAUAGUUUCAAAAGUUCAAUAGCCAGCGACUGUUUAAAAAGAUUCAACACGAUUAUUAAAAUUGGUAAUAGAAAAUAUCCUCCGUAUAUUUUAGAAGUUGAAGCAAUAAGAUUUAAAAGCAUCAAAAUAUACCAUCGUAUUUACUUUCCAAAUAAUUCGGAUGAAGCUUUUGAAGUACACUCGUCAACACGUACUUCUGAUCUUUGUGAUGAGAUAAUAGAGCGGCUGCAGCUGAAAUACAGUGAUGGUUUUAGCUUAUUUGUUAAAGUUAUUGAUAAAGUAUUUUCUGUACCGAAUGAUUAUUACUUCUUUGAUUUUAUUAAUGAAAUUAUUCAGUGGAUAAAACAAUCUAAUCCAUCGGCUAAAUUAUCAACUAUUACGCAAGUACAGUAUCAAAUCUUGUUUAUGAAAAAAUUAUGGAUCAAUACACAUCCAGGACGUGAUAUGUAUGGCGAUGAAAUAUUCUAUUUUCAUCAAGAAUUACCAAAAUAUCUUCGUGGAUAUCAUAAAUGCAGUAAGCAAGAUGCUACUAAGUUAGCGGCAUUAAUUUAUCGAAGCAAAUAUGGUAAUAGUAAGAAAGAGUUAUCUGAAGUAUCGCUAAAAAUUAGUGAAUAUCUACCAGCGGAUUUGCUUCACGUGUACAGUGCAAGUGAUUGGAAGAAAAAUAUUACUUUAGCAUAUAAUACUAACUCAGGAAUCAAUGAAGCAAAUGCUAAAUUACUUUUUCUUCAGUAUAUCUAUCAGUGGCCGACAUUCGGAUCGGCAUUCUUUGAAGUAAAACAGUCUACAGAUGUAAAUUUGCCGGAAUUUUUGAUAAUAGCGAUUAAUAAAAAUGGUAUUAGUGCGAUUCAUCCUCAAACAAAAGAUAUUUUAAUAUUGUGGAGCUUUACCGAGCUUUCAAAUUGGUCAUCGGGCAAUACUUACUUCCAUAUGACUAUUGGUAAUUUUAUGAAGAGCCAAAAAAUUCUUUUGGAAACGGCUCAAGGUUAUAAAAUGGAUGAUUUAAUAUCGUCUUAUAUUUAUUAUUUUAAAUCUGUUUUUCAAAAUGAUUAAUUGUAUGAAAACAAAAAAAAAUUGAUAUUUUACUUGAGCUUUCUUAUAAAUGGAAAAAUUAUUUCA